This is a messenger RNA of Melospiza georgiana, 6190 nucleotides long. It is a transcript of the gene ST8SIA6, whose product is annotated as ST8 alpha-N-acetyl-neuraminide alpha-2,8-sialyltransferase 6. Lineage: Eukaryota; Metazoa; Chordata; Aves; Passeriformes; Passerellidae. The coding region runs from base 77 to 1273 and encodes 398 amino acids. Gene Ontology annotation, biological process: oligosaccharide metabolic process; N-glycan processing. The transcript has 9 exons. Gene Ontology annotation, molecular function: alpha-N-acetylneuraminate alpha-2,8-sialyltransferase activity. The record is from RefSeq and is a predicted model, not a curated record.
CCGCCUCCCCCUCCCCGCAGCCUCCCUUAAAUACUAUGGGGCCGUAGCUGUGACGGGCGCCGCUGCCGAGCGCACCAUGCGGGCUGUCAUCGCCUUGGCCGCGGCGCUGGGCAGCCUGCUGCUGGGAGGCUGCCUCCUGCGCCUGGGCGGCCAGCAGCCCCUCCGCGCCAGGGGCUGGCAGGAGGACGCAGGAGUAGCGGCUGUCACGCCGAAAGUGGUGCGAGCCCUCAGGUCUCCCCUGACGCCCCUUCCUCACACCGAGAACAGAACAACUCAUAAUAAAAAUGGAAUUUACCAGUUUGAACAGGCUUCAAAAUGUAAGGCAAUUCAGGACAACAUUUUGUCAUCAUCUAUCAAGAAGAAAAGAUACUCAGAAGAUUAUUAUCUUCACAUAGUCACAAAACUGCAGAACUGCACCUGGGUAAGGAAACCAGAAGAAUCUACAAAAUUCAGGUCAGAAUUAGCUUCCUGCUGUGAUGCAGUUCACAAUUUUAUUGCUUCUCAAAACAACAGCCCACUGGGAAGUAACAUGAGUUAUGAAGUGGACAGUAAAAAGACUAUUCUCAUUACACAGGACAUUUUUAAGAUGCUGCCUGUGUCCUCUCCUCUUUCAGUCUAUCCCUUCAAGAACUGUGCUGUGGUUGGAAAUGGAGGCAUUCUGAAAAAUUCCAGCUGUGGAGCUGAAAUCGAUAGUUCUGACUUUGUGUUCAGGUGUAACCUCCCUCCAACCACAGGAAACAUUAGCAGAGAUGUUGGCAAUAAAACAAACCUUGUGACUGUUAAUCCGAGUAUCAUAGCUCAGAAAUACAACAAGCUAAAUGAAAAGAAGACAGAAUUUCUGGAAAACAUUGCGGUCUAUGGAGAUGCUUUUCUUUUACUGCCGGCAUUUUCCUUCAGAAGCAACACAGCCACUUCUUUUAAAGUAUACCACACUCUGAAAGAGUCCAAAGCAGCCCAAAGGGCAAUAUUUUUUCACCCCACUUAUCUGAAAAGUCUUGCCCAGUUCUGGAGAACUAAGGGUGUGAAGGCCUACCGGUUGUCAUCUGGUUUUAUGAUCACUAGUGCUGCCCUUGAGCUGUGUGAGAAUGUGAAGCUCUAUGGCUUCUGGCCUUUCUCAAAAUCCACAGAGAAGAUGCCAAUCAGCCACCACUAUUAUGACAACCAGCUGCCUAAACCGGGUUUCCAUGCAAUGCCCAAAGAAUACAACCAGAUCCUUCAGCUUCAUGGCAAAGGCAUUUUGAAGUUGCAGUUUGGUAAAUGUGAAUCGGAGUAAAAAGGGUGAUGAUCCUAAGGACACAAUUUGUGUAUAUCCCAGCAGUUCGGUCUUGGAUUUGAUCUGAUGUGAUUUUGUGAGCAUUAAACUGCAUAUAAUACAGUUCUACAAUAGUGCUACAAUAAAUAUUUUACACUUGGGGAGAAAAGGAAGUGAUUUUUUCACACAGUGACUGCUACAUUUAAAAAGUUUUGAGUGAUCAUUUUUUAAAAUACAAAGUAACAAUUAUUUGAAAAAUUCUGAAACUCCUUUCUGCUGGUUUAAUGGUAGCAAAGCACAAUCUCAGGAUGGUGGCAAUAUGUGACAUUCAUCAUGUUUUGCUUCUAGAGGAUCAUUAAAAUAUUUUGACAUAAGAUCUCUGGUUUUGUUGAUAUCACAGUAUGGGCAAUAGUCUCUGUAUGGUGGCUGCAUGAGUUGGCAGUAAACGUUUUCAAUUAAGAACUUCAUCCUGUAAAUACUGGCAUUUUUCUACAUGAGAGAAGUGAUGAGAAGAGCUGCAGAGGAGUAAUUAAUUCAGAGCCAUGUCAUUCUUAGUUUGUCCCAGGGUGCACAGAUGAGAAAAUCCCUCAGGUCAGAGGUAGUUAAGUGGUUUAUGGGCUUUCAUUCUGUGGGCAGUAAGUAGUGCUGUGGAUUUAAUGGGCUUUCAUUUUGUGAGCAAUAGAUGAUGCUGUGGAUUUAAUGGGAUCACUCAUAUGAGUGAUGUUAAUUCUGAGAACACAUAUAUGAAGGACCAGAGCUUUAUAAUUAUUUAUAAACCACUCUGCUUGCUUAUGUUCCUGUCUAAGGUCCUGUUCAGCUCCAAAUGAGGACUGUGAACCUCAGUUCCACACUACAGUCCCCAGAGUCCUGGUAGGGGCUAUUGCUACACAUUAUUGCUAUUCUAGUUCUGUGUCUUGGCUCAUAGAUGAGAUGGAAUUUCCAUUAGAAAGAUGAUGGGUACCAAGCCUAUAAUUCAAUUUCUUUUCAUGUAAUAAAGCUUGUAUUCAUAUGUGGCUACAGACAGUGAAACUGCACUAAGCAUUAUUAGGAGAAUGUUCCUCUUACCAUCAACCCCAAGGUCCUCUACACCAGGAUGUAUGAGAAAACAGACUACAUUCAAUAUAUUCAAUGAGUAUAUCCAAUUUAUAACCUGUGCAUAGUUCUUUAAGUUUUCCAUAUGGUCCUAGAAUACAUGUGGAGCAACAUCCUGCAGCAAGAGAAAGUGAAAUACCAGUCCAGUGGAAAGAAUCAUUUUAACAUUUACAGGAGCUUUGACAAGCAGUUGUACCCUAACUAUUACUGCUUAUAUGCUUAUACAUUCUACUGCAGAAAAAGAAACCCAAUCAAGCAAGCAAACAAAAUUUAAAAAUUGUAAUAACCAGACUCUGAUAAGAGUUUCACUGACUCUUUUGAGAGUCUGAAUGGUCAGUUCAAAGAUAGAGUGUCCUUCUUUUACACUCAGAUACCAUCAAGUAUUUUGUUUAGUAAAAUUCCUUUUGCUGCUGCAACAUUAAAUCCCAAAUCAACUGAUUUAAAGAGCAUUCAGUAUUCCAUUCAUUGAGGAUUAUAUCUGCAAAAAAAAAAAAUCCCACUUAAAUGAAUUGGACCUUAUAAAACAAGGUUCAGAAAAGCCUUUUAAAUUUAUACUUUGUAAGAGCAUUACUGUAUUGUAAUGCAGUAAUGCUUACCUUGCAGCAGUUUUAUAAUCACAUAAACACUCCUGGAAGUAUUAGAAUCAAUCAUCAUGGUUACCGGUCUGUUGAUUGAGACACAUUCAGCAUCUGGAUCCAUUUCCACGACUAAUGAUAUCAGAAUCCAGUAUUACUCCUACCCAAGCAGAAGUGUCCAUAAAUUCUGACUGCAAAUAUGAGCAAUAAAGUCCAUUUUUGAAAAUAAGGGUAAAAAUACAUAAUGCUUUGAGGCAAUAACUGAUGCCACUAAUACACAUGUAGACCUCUGAGUGUCAGUAGAGCUUUUAACAGAAACAAAGACAGCAGAAUUGAGCUGAUGAGUGCAUCUGCAUUACCAGCUGGUAACUGGAAGAGGGGAGCACAGGGGUUUGAUUUUUUGUGGUCUGUUCUAGUUCCAACAUCACAAUUCACAGUUUUUCUUCCCAAUGUGAGAUUUUUACCAUUUUCUGACCACAGUAUCUGCUGCUCAUGUACAGAGAGCUGGCUGCUGAAAGAACCUGUACCCACAUUAUGAGUGUUAUGGAUGAUUGCCUAUUGCAACAUCCUAGUUAUAGAUCAAAGACAAAUUUGCUCACAAAAGAGCAGCUCCUCUGCUAUAAAUCACUCACGUGGAGUGUUUUUAAUAGAAGCUGUGCAAAGUGAUGUAUUUGUCCUUUGGGUGAUGCAAACAGCUGAGGUUGAGGGCAGUCUUGCUGCAUUUCAUCCAGGCAGACAAAGGCACACCUGUGUUCAUGUAAGUACUGUAGCUUACUCCAGUCUAGUGUAGAGCAGUGGGGUGAUCUUGGCUGUGUAGCAGCUACAUGGUUUGUCUUGGGGAGAAUUCAUACAUCUUUUGCAGGUUCUUACACAGUAUCCAGAACAAUUGCAGUGCACAUAGAGAUAAUGCAAGAUCAUUCUUUGCUCAGACUAAAUUCAAUUAACUGCUCAGCCUGAAUAAGGGGCAAAAACUGGUUGAGUGAAGUAGAGGAUGGGGAGAGGAGAAAAUUAAAUUUAUUUGCAGCAACUUUUUUCAAAAGCAUUUGUUAGUUAGUUCCAUGUGGCACUGUCUCAGAAUAAAUGUAAACAGUGUACCAUGACACACCACAAAGCUGAAGUUACUGUGUGUCAGAACUAUUUCUGUGCAGCUACAUUAUUUGAAAAACAAGUGUAUUAAUGUUACUGGAAAGAUCAUUGAAUACAUUUUAAGAGAGAUUUAGCGAAAAAGAGGAAAUCUGUUCUGGCUUCCUUGAUGAAAAGUGGUCUUAACUGAAGGGAUGUGAUGUAGCACUCACUACUGAGAGCAAAUGGAAAUUUCUAUAGUAUGGACAGCCACUGACUUUUUAGCACUGUUUCCAUGAAGUUUAAACUUGCCAAUGACUUGAAGACCCAAUCUUCCACGCUCUCAAGGCUCUCGGUGAUUUAUAUGGACCACAGGGCUGAUAAGAAAUGCUUGAAGGAAUUGUUGACCUUUCCUGCCCUCUCCUACAAAUGCUCCUAACUUUCCAUAGAAUAAAAAUAUACCAUAUUAGAGUUUAGAUUAAGGUCCUCAGGCCUUGCUCCAGACAUGAAGUUAGUAUGAGAUGUUAGUUGCAUCCACUUCACUCUGCAGGAGGGCAGACAUUGUACUCAGCUUUAUUACAGCUACUGGUGCUGGGUGGCUGGGUUGUGUUAAUUCGGACACAGGCUGGGCCAGUUAAUAGUGGCAUUUCUGCAGCACGGGGUAUCAUCAGAUUGAUCAAGACUUGCUGAAGUACACUCACUGUGGGAAGUGAUGUUGUCUUGGGUAGCUGAAUACAUAGUUCUCAUUUAUUUUACACCUGUGCCAGGUUAAUAAUAAUAAAUUGAUUUUGUACCUGGCUGGGAAUGUUUGUGCCACUUCUGCAAGAUUGAGCCAAUGUCAGUUUGGAUUAAGGAUUCUUGACCAAAGGUUAGUAAGGGCUUUUCAACUCCCUCUAUUUCACAUCAGGAAUAUUAAUUUUUAGGUUUUGUGGACCUCCAGUGCUGUCACAUGCUGUGGAAUGAAUGUUGAGAUUAAAUAGUUUUCUAAAGAUAGAAACACUGACAGUGUGCUGAUAUUUCCACUGUACCUUUGCAGAAGCUGACAGUGUCCUUGCACGACUGCAUCACGGCAUCAUUAGAUUAAAGCCUGCCUGCCUGCUUGUAUUCCUUUUUCUCUUCUGAAUCUCUAAUGUUGCAUCCUCCUUCAGGAUUCAGUGCUGCCUUGAGUUGGUUAUUUGUCUCUUUGCCCUGUGGAGUGCUAUGCAGCCCUGUUUAGUGUCUUAAGGAGUUUGUGUGACUGUGAGUCAAACACUGCUAUGCUUGCAGCAUAGUAAAACAUGCUGUAAAUGCCUGGGUUUACACCUCAAGGAAGGCAGCUUGGUGAUACUCACAUUGCCUGACUGGAGGUGCUGAAGUUGGUCUGUAGCUCCAUGGUGACUUCAGCUGGAAUGGCUGCAAGGUCCAGUCCCUGUUCUUGUGCUGCCCCACUCCCUGCAUGCCCUGUCUGGCCUCAGCCUGUCCCACACCAAGCUCUUUUGGCACUCUGAGAUGGUGAAACCCUACCAUGGCAACAGAAUGAGAAAAUUGGUUCAUGCCAAGAGACAGGGGAAUUUCACAGUCAAAGCAAAGGAGGGGGUAAGGCCAUGCCGGUGGGACUGUAGGGACACAGCAGGUGCCUUUUGUUAUCCGACAGCUGUGGGACAAACCCAGUGGUCCCCAAAAGCUUGACUAGGUUCAGAAGGUGACAUCUCUGAGGGUCUGCUGGUCAGAACGGAGAGAUGGGCCCUGCAAGAGGGAUUGGCAGCACUGCAGCUGUUCUGGUGGACCAGAGCCCAUCUUUCCCUGUGGUGCCAGAAGGCAUCUACACUAAAGACUCCAGGUGCUGAUUAUUGCUCACCCUUCUCUCUUUCCCAUUACAGUCAUUUUAACAAGCUGUUAAAAUAUACCCCAGCAGAUUCAGAAAUGACAAGCAGAAAAAAUUCUCAGUUCACUGAUCAUAAACUUGCAUAAACUUGCUUGUUAUUCAGCAUUCCUUUGUGUUCAGCCUCUUCUAAUCCCAGCAUCUAAAACAGCAUCUGCAGAGAACAGAGAUGAAUGAGGCCUGAGGGGGUUGAGACCAGCUACUCUCACUUCGAUUCUCUUUCCUUUGUACCGUAGGGAGACGACUGACAUGCCAUCAUGCUUGACAAAAGAUGAAAUUGUCUGUCUUGAGUGACUCAGGAAAAGAAACUAAAUUAUCUAGGUGACUUAUGACCUUCUGUGGCUCUCU